UCAUUAAGAGAAACCGCAUAUUUCGGCUUACGAGCGCUUGUGUCGGUGUCAUCGGAUGUCCGAUUCUAUGGUUUCCUGAAGUGGUGUGUUUCGAGUGUCUGGAAUGUUGGUAUGAUUGGAGGUUCCACCACCACCUCGAAGCCGGCUUCCACUCGAAACCGAAGAAGCGGUGACUCACCAGGUUCCAGCUACAAUCACCAUGGUACCGUGAAACAAAAACGAAACGUAGUAUUGAACCGUGCGACGGACAAUCGUAAUCGAGUUACCUGUGCCGCAGUCACCUUGUGGUAGUUGGAAGUUGGCGAUGGUCAUCGCAGAGGUACUCGCAGAAUCAAUGAACCUUGUCGUUUAAAUACGGAACCUUUAACGAUAACGGUCUCUGUGUGGUGAGGAAAUAUCAAUAUUUUCAGUGCAAAUAAGUGAUUUGUGUUAAUGAAUGUUUGCUUGGAUUGCAAUUCGACUCUUUGUGAUUGUGAUUGCAGAAGCUCAAAAUGCACAAUAUAUAUCCUAAUGUUCCACCAAGUGAACACUAUGUGCUGCGAAACGAGAAUAGCCUGUGCUACGAAAACAAGGCCAUGGCUAAUGCCAUGCUAGCCGACCAGCUGCCAUCUCCUCAUCAUACCAUUGUGACUACUGGUGACUGUGAAAAACCAAAACCAAACCCCGCCACUGUCAGCUGUCGAAAAUUUUGGCCGAGGAGAUUGGGCUACACUGUAUAUAUCGAUAUUCUGACUACAAUUGUGUUUUUCGUGAUAUUCGUCUCUAUCGAACUGGGCGUGAUCCCGCAAAGAAAGCUCGGAUUCAGAUGCAAAGACCCAACGAUUUCGUUCCCCUACACAGGUGAUACAAUAACGCUGACCAUCCUCCUAUUGGGUACUUAUUUAGGACCGCUGAUCUUCAUCGUGUUAAUUGAAAUAGUCAGGGAGAAGUCUUUCAAGGAUGUCCGGAUCGGCAUCAUCUGGGAUCACUACAAAGAAUUGCUCAUAGGUGUCAGUUUUGUGAUAAUGAUCACGGAAGUGGCCAAGGCGAUGCUGGGGGAGCACAGACCGCACUUUUUCGACGUCUGUAGACCCGAUGCAAAUGAGGGGUGUGCCGAAGGGGUCUUCGUCGUAGAUUACACGUGUACGAAUAAAGAGUACAGUAGUUGGCUUAUAAGCGAUGCCUCGAAGUCUUUUCCAUCGGGGCACUCUUCCAUAUCUGUGUUUGCUUCUCUGUUCACUGCUUAUGUGAUCCAAACACGCUUACCUUCUGCUGCUACUGGAAGAUUGUUCAAGCACUUCCUCAUAUCCAUAUGCUUAUCCUGGGGUAUACUGUGCUCCCUUUCUCGAAUAGCCGAUAGGAGGCACCACUGGUGGGAUGUGUUGUCAGGUACCGUUCUAGGUAUUCUGGGAGUGAUAUUCUUCACCACGAUCUUCCAUCAGAAGCAGAAGUGCAAACUACAGAGGACAUCCGAAAAGUCUAUAUCAUCCACAAUGCUGUUGGACGUGAAAAAUAAAACAGCAGCCAGUGCAAGAGUUUGACGGUUAUAAUUUUUGCCUUCUGGUGAGCAAAGUGCGGGUGAUAAUUUCCAUUUUUCCAAGAGGAAUGACUGCUCCAGAUGUAUGGACGUAGCCAGACUGCUCGUGAAUCCGAAGAAGUUGAAAUUGUUUUCAAGAACUGAAAUCAUUGUCAUACAAGACAACCUACGCUCAUGUCGAUCGAGAAAAUUCGAUUAUAUAUUGAAAUUUGUAUUCAUAAUUGUGUAUAGUCCAGAAUUUAUUCGAUCGAAUAUUUUUGUGUACAAAAUACUUGAGUAAAUAAAGAAUUAACGAGAAUUCCAAUUGAAGGGUUUUUCUCAAAAAUUCUUAAACUUAUGUCUUCUUAUUACUUUUCAGAAUCUAUUAUUUUUCUUGAACGACUCUUGACACAUUUUUUUAAUCGAGAUUUCUCUUUUACCAUUUGAUUUUUCAUUAAUGUCAUGUUUUAGACAUUUGGGAUGGUAUUUUUGUGAUGUUCCCUUAUUUAUUUUUCUUCGAUUUCUGAAGGUGGAAUGUCGUAGAGGUGUUGAGACUUGAGUUUCUGAUGAACGACUUCUUACUCAGUAUUACUUUGUUGAAGUAUUGAUAACGUUAUGUUUUUAUUUUUAGUGAAAUAUUUAUUCCAGUGAUGUAUAUAUUCGAUGUAAUAAAACAAUACAUAAUAUGUGUA
Harmonia axyridis is the source of this 2187-nucleotide messenger RNA. Its product is annotated as phospholipid phosphatase 1-like. The record is from RefSeq and is a predicted model, not a curated record. The transcript has 5 exons. Gene Ontology annotation, biological process: phospholipid dephosphorylation; signal transduction; phospholipid metabolic process. Gene Ontology annotation, molecular function: phosphatidate phosphatase activity. The coding region runs from base 492 to 1520 and encodes 342 amino acids. NCBI's taxonomy places the organism in Eukaryota, Metazoa, Arthropoda, Insecta, Coleoptera, Coccinellidae.